AGAAUCGCCUCCUUCGCCUCCUUCGCAGACGUCACUAACACCCGCACCAAACUCCGAGCGCCUCUUAACUUUUGUUCCUCUUUUUCUUUUCUUUCUGUGAUAGCCAUGCGCUUACACAGCAGGACGGGGAACACAGAGCUCGGACGCAACGACAAAUCGGAUGAUUGUCCCCGGCCUUCGAUUGGCUUGCUGAAAGGGUGUAUUUUCACCAUGCAAAAUCCGACUUGGUCUCUCCUUGUGUAGAUAGGAUGGAUAACCCCGAAGACUGUGACCCAUACUGCGUUCCGGCCAGAAGGGCUCAGUGGAUAGUCAGUGUCCUAGCAUACCACUACGGCUUGGACCGAGGGGCGGAGAACGAGAUAAUAGUUCUGGCCACGGGUCUGGACCAGUAUCUACAGGAAAUCUAUCACCACUUGGAUUUUUACGGGGAAGGAAAGAUACCAUCCGACGAUUUUAAAGUUCUCUGUGAAGUCUUAGGGCUGGAGAGCGACGCGGAGGUGGAGGAAGGUGCCGGGAUUUUAGAAGAUCUGCCGUGCGAGCUCAGCUUCAGGCAGUUCCACUCCAGAUUGUGCGGGUACUUUAGCACCAAAGCGGGAUGCCAGUGCAGUAACGUUCGGCUGCCUGUCAGCAAAGAGAGUGAACACAUCGAGACGCAGAUCCGCGUGAGGAGCCCACUGAGACGCAGGAAAACGUCCCUCUCCAGGGCUUCUUCCCCAUCUCCUCACCUGCUUGGGCAGUGCGUCAAAGAGUGUGCCCCAGCCCGUCAUGUGCCAUGGUCCUGUACCACAGAGUUUGCCACAACCCAUCGAGUGGCAGGGUCGUCUGCCAGGGAUUGUUGUACAAGUCGGCAUGUAAAAGGAGUCUGCGCAAAGGAGUGUGUCUCCUCUCCACUAGUGCAAGAUAACUGCAAAAGGGAUUCUUACAGACACCAGGCUUUACAGGUUUUAUGCACCAGCGCGAACAAUCUAGACACGGAUUUGUCAAGAUCUUGCACCGAUGCCUUUUCUCAGCCCGGCCCUUGCACGAGAGGGCACAACUCGGGCUCUUAUUCUCCAAUCCUCCACGGAUCGGAACCCUGUCCUCGGGAGUGCUACGAAGAAAUCGUUGCCUUGGAAGAAGCCGAAGACAGAAUCGCCAAACUAGAGGACGAAAAUGCCAGUCUGCGGGAGCUGGUGGAGGAUAUGCGUGCCGCCCUGCAGAGCAGCGACGCUCGGUGCUUGGCACUCCAGGUUGGGCUGUGGAAGAGCCAUGAUGGCCAUACAGCAGAGAGUGGCUGUUACUUGGCGAACAGGAGGUCCUUCACUCAAAAAUCCCACAGCCAGAUGGACAGCAAAUGUUUGAACAGCUUACUCUGUGACAUGGAGAAGAUGCCCACCAUUGGAAAUGGCAAAAUAGAAGAAGCAAUGACAUUCAAUCAAGAGCUAGAGAAUGAGCUGAAGAUGACCCGGGAGGCACUGAGGAACCUCGAAGAGUGCAACCGGAGCCUUAAGUGGGAGCAGGCUGAAAUGAGGAAGAAGAUAGAGGAAGCCAGAGAAGCAGUGCUCAGUAGUCUAAGCAAGGUCCGUGAGCUGGAAGUCAAGGCUCAGCGGGUCCCUACGCUGCAGCGGCAUGUGGCACAGCUGGAGUCUGAACUUGGCUAUUACAGGUCAACAGUGAUUCAGGCUCAGGUUCCAAUGAAGAGCCCGCCUGGCGAGGAGAAUGUUGGUGCAACGGAUCCAUCAAAACGAGAAUGCUGUCUGUCCAUCCAGCAAGACCGGAGGUCCCCAACAGGCCAUGCUGAAACAUCUCCUGAUGCAGGUGAGCAGCUGUUCCGGUCAGUGGAAGGACAGGCCGCGUCUGAUGAGGAGGAGGAUAAGUGGAUUGUGGAGCAACAGUCCCAGGUGGACAAUGUCAGAAAAAUCCUCAGCAAGCUGUCUUGCUGCCGAGACAGAUGUGAGGAUAAAACAGUGAAAAAGAUGCUGUCAUAUUUCAAGGGCACAGAAAGCGAUGGACACUUAAACCUUGUGGUGGAACUAUUGGACCAAACGACCAUGCUGACAAAACAGCUAGAGCAACAAGAUAACGAAAUGAAGAAAAUGGAGGAAGCCAUGAACCAGAUGAAAAGCACAUUGAUCCAGGAGCAACAGCAGAAGAUAAAUGAGUCAGAGGUGCUUCAGACAGAGUUACAGAUGCUGGAAACAGAGAGAGUACGUCUGUCACUGGUGGAGGAAAAGCUCUUGGAUGUUCUUCAGCUGCUCCUGCAGCUCAGAGACCUGAACAUCUCAAGGCGGUUGCUAGGCAAGAUUUUACUGAGUACACUAGGAUCCUGCAAUGAUCUUCAAUAUGGGAAAACUCAUGUCCUCGAGGUUCUCAACACUCUUCAGAAGGAAUUAGCUGCUUGUGAGCUGUUUUCUGAGUCCACUCUGGAAAGGUCAUCCAGCUGCCAAUCUUUGUCUAGUCCUCUCCUCAUCUCCUGCUGAUGAUCUUUACUAACAUUCCUUCAUUAUAGCCAUGACUGCUUAAACUGCACCACUGCUCAGAGAAACCAUGAGCAUUAGCAGUUUUCUCAUCUGAUAUGUUGUGCUAUUCUUCUCUCUCCACACCUUUCCUUAUUGACCACAAAAUGUUAGGAGGCUUAAAUCUCAAACCACGGAGGCAUGAAUUACUGCGAGUGUUCCAGGUAAGCCAUCUGGAGAUAGAUUGGUACAGGUACCAUCCCCUGGGGACAUUGCAGCUACACACUGGCACUACACCUUUGGACUUUUUAUUGGGAAUAUGUGAGUCAUCUCUACACAGUGGACCUCAUGCUAAGAUAAGACCCUACAACGACAUUCUGGGAUUGGACUCUAUGAAUAUGAUAGUGUGUAUUAUACAGUAUCUAUGUACUGGGAGUUCUGUGCUGAAAGCACAUGCUUUGUUUGUGCACUGGAGUUUAUGUGCUAUUGUGGAAAUGACCCUUAUGGCCACCGAGUGACAGUCCAGAGGGGAGUGACCCAGUUUGUCCUUUAUUGACUGUGUAUUCCACUCUCAUAGCCUGUCCUUGUUGCUUACAGAAUGAGACACUAAAAGAUGAAGGAGCAGAAUGACUCUUCCUCACCGGAUACAUUUGCCACUAAAGAUAAAGAUAAACAAAAUGGUCUGUUUUCCUUUUUUUGUUUUAACUACCCAGCUCAGCCAGUAAAAGCCUAUGGCUAAAAAGCCACUUCCUUCCUGUUCUGGGAACCAACAUAUUGAUGAACAGCACAGCUCUAUGAGCUUCACAGAACUUCUGGAGGAGAAGCAGCACAGAAGCUGAAACAGGGAAGUGGGAGAAAUACUACAAUCAAAGGGAGAAAGCAAAUUGAUUAAAGAGAGAAAAACCUCUGUUUGUUAUAUAGCUGGAGUUUAUUGUUGGAAAAUAUGUUUGGGGUCACAUUAAACAUUUGAAAGGGAAAGCUGGGCUAACUGAAAUUGCAAUCAAAAGGAAAGUCCUGAGAUGUUGUGGACUCCAGAAGACAAUUUUUAUUUUAAUUUACUAACAUCAAGGAGUGACUAUACUGCAACCUGCUGACUGAGACAGAAAUACUUAAAACUCUGCAAGUCUGUAUAAGCCAAACGGCUUACUCUAACCUGCUUUUUUAAGUGACAGUAUUGCUGGCAUU
This is a messenger RNA of Erpetoichthys calabaricus (reedfish), 3620 nucleotides long. It is a transcript of the gene efcc1, whose product is annotated as EF-hand and coiled-coil domain containing 1. Bases 249 to 2459 code for a protein of 736 amino acids. NCBI's taxonomy places the organism in Eukaryota, Metazoa, Chordata, Cladistia, Polypteriformes, Polypteridae. The transcript has 9 exons. Gene Ontology annotation, molecular function: calcium ion binding. The record is from RefSeq and is a predicted model, not a curated record.